Abrus precatorius (Indian licorice) is the source of this 922-nucleotide messenger RNA. RefSeq lists its product as uncharacterized. NCBI's taxonomy places the organism in Eukaryota, Viridiplantae, Streptophyta, Magnoliopsida, Fabales, Fabaceae. The transcript has a single exon. The coding region runs from base 85 to 645 and encodes 186 amino acids. The record is from RefSeq and is a predicted model, not a curated record.
UCCAACAAGGUACUAAAAACCCAACACCCCAAUUAAUCUCUUAAGCAGAAAAUUAAAGUCGUCUAGUUUCCAAAAAAACACAGCAUGGCUAGAAGCUUUGGGUUUGAGAAGCAAUGCUAUGCUGAUGAUGGCAUGUGGAAGGAGACUGAGUCUCAGGAAGAGGGCUAUGCCUUCCUCCACCAAGAAUCUUGGAGCUCUGAUAACAACUACCACAAGCAAUUCCCAAACAUGCCCAUGAAAAAGCCUGGUGCUUUUGCUAUGGUCAUGGAGUCCGAGCUCUCAAUUUCAAAACCGCAUGGCAAGUUAGGAGGAGGCUACAACGCCAUGUUUGAGGAAGGCAUGCAUGGUGGCCGAUAUGGCUUUGGUUAUGCUCAUGGGGGUAACAAAAAGUACCCUUUUGGUGGAACUAACACAUCUCAUCAGUUUGCAAACGGUGGUGCCAAGUUCAAUUCAGGUGGCCACAAUGAGUUUUUCUUGAAGGAAACCGACUAUGAGAUUGAGGCUUCUGUUGAGGAGCAUGUUGAUGAAAUGAGAUACGAGCGUCAAAAUUGGGGUGGAGAUGGUUACUUUUUGAGUCAUGACAGGAACAGGCUUAGGAAACCUUAUGGCGGCCACAAAGUUGAGUGGACAAUGAAGGGUGUCUAAUAUAGGUCCAACUUGUGCCACCUACUUCUUCUGCACUUGCUUGUUGCUAUUAAUACAACAGUAAUAAAAGGUGUGCUUUUUGGUGUUUUCUUGUUGGAAUAAGAUUCCCCCGAUUGGAUUUGGACCUUUGUAACGCUUAAUGUUACAUGUAAUAUUUACUUAUGCAUUGAAGUUAUAAUAUAAUUGUCUUUGAUAAUGAUGACUAAGAUUGUUUGCUUUGUCCAAUUUUUAAUUUGUAGCUCAAUAUGCUUAAUUUAUUUAAGGAUGCUACACGACA